CUUCUCAUAAAAUUGUGUAAUCGAACAUUAUAUGAAGGACUAAUGCGGAGGAUUACAUUAUUUUUAACAGUUUGUCGCUACCAUUUUGUAAAUUCAUAUCUUUGCGCGUGUUUGAUGAUUCUGUUAUUCGGUCGAUUUUGUUUGGCUCAGAAUCCCAGAGGUAUCCCUAAAAGUAAAAUAAUACAUAAUAAUCAACCAAAGGGAGAUUCCAAAUGCGAUCCUUAUGGAAACCCAUGUAGAGAUGGCAUAAUAUUACCUAUGUGGAAACCGGACAUCUCCGAAAUGCAGAGAGAGUUAAUUAAAUUGAAUCAAAUCGAUUCUUCAUCUGCUUAUUACAACAAGUCAUUAUUUAAAAAUGUUAUGAGCUUAAAUAGACGCAAAUGGAAGUUAGAAAGACAAAUCAAAAUGGCCAUGAUCGGGAGGGGAUUCGUAUAUUUCCUUAGUCUCAUCUAUUUGUUCAUAGGGGUUUCCAUCGUGGCCGAUCGUUUUAUGGCGGCCAUCGAAGUUAUAACAUCCAAAGAAAAAGACGUAGCUCUUAAGAUGUCGGUAGGUGCACUGGAAGCUUUCCGCACUAAGAAACCUCCCAAACAAGAAAUAACUAUUGUCACCGUAAGGAUAUGGAAUGAAACCGUAUCAAAUUUGACCCUCAUGGCUCUAGGAUCUUCAGCCCCAGAGAUUUUACUAUCCAUAAUUGAAGUGAUCGGCAAAAAUUUUGAAGCUGGCGAACUCGGGCCUGGAACUAUAGUCGGCAGCGCAGCUUUUAACAUGUUCAUUAUAGUAGGGAUUUGUAUACUUGUGGUGCCCUCUUCACAGCUUCGCAAAAUUCACUACUUGAGAGUCUUCUUCAUAACCGCCAGUUGGAGCAUUUUCGCAUACAUAUGGCUCUAUUUAAUUCUAGCGGUGAUUAGUCCGGGACAGGUUAGCGUCACAGAAGCCCUGAUAACUUUCUUUUUUUUCCCUUUGACAGUUCUAACGGCUUACAUAGUAGACGUAAAAAUGUAUAAGCGCUGGCGGAUUGUUCCAAAACGAUACGAGGCCCAAUAUAGGAAAUCGAUGACCUAUAUUCCCGAUGAAGAAGCGCUCGAAAUGGAAAAUGUCGCCACAAUAGAUAAACAAAGAUUUUCUGUGGCUAGUGGCGAGGGUCAGAUGCUCAUGCCCCAUAAAGAUCAUUUUGGCGCCAGACGUAAAAUAUCGGUAUACAUGGACGGUACCGCUAAAAGUAUCCCUAUUUACGAAAGGACGAAUGGCGUGGGUUUGUCAGUCAUCGAUAAAAGCAAUCAACGCCAAUCCAUAUCAUAUUCCAUGCCUUCAAAAAGGAAAUCGACACUGCUCAAUUUCAGGAGCAUUCCAUUCUUCAAAAGUAUAUCUGAUGAUGUGCCUUUGUCUCCCGAUGCUGCUAUGAUUGGUGAUUCCAUCUCGAAUUCCGAUGAAGGGGCGUAUAGGGACUACGUAGAGUUUGAAAAAACUAGACAAGACUAUAUGAAUGCCCUAAGCGAGGCUAGAAAGGAAAAUCCAGACGCCGAUUUGCAAACUUUAGAACGUAUGGCCUCUUACAAAAUACUAAAUCGUGGCCCCAAGAGUAGGGCUUAUUACAGGAUACAAGCUACUAGAAAAUUACUCAGCAAACAGGGUAACGUGAUGAGUAAGACGAGAUUCCAGAAGCUGUCUAACUGUUUAUUCAGCGAUAAAAAACUUGGUUCCGAUCUUAAAACUAAACUGCCCAUCAUCUCGGAAGACGCCAGAUUAAAAGAAAAUAUCGAAAAAGGUAGUUUAUUAGGCCAAGAUGUGACUAGGGUUUAUUUUGAUCCGGGUCAUUACACAGUCAUGGAAAAUGCCGGAAAAUGUCAAUUAAGAGUGGUCAGAAUGGGUGGGGAUUUUAAUUCCGUUAUCAAAGUGGAUUACGAAACCAGAAAUGGAACAGCUAAGGCUGGAGAAGAUUAUGGAUCCACUAAAGGAACAUUGAUUUUUGAAAAAGGAAAAAUCGAGGCCACAUUUUCUGUACCCAUUAUCAACGAUGAACUAUUCGAAGAGGACGAAUAUUUUUACGUUGAUUUGAAACAUUUGAAGUUUGCCGAUGAUAAUCACCCUCCUAGUCCAACCGAAUCUCCAGAACCCCAAGAAGACGUAGAAGUUGGUUAUUCCAGGGAUUCUAAAUGGUAUUCAAAACUCUACAAAAGAAAAGGAACUCACGUUUCCGUAGAUCUUUCUUCUUCUUCGAGUCCCUCAUCGACUACAUCCCCUGCAUUGUUAAAGUUGGAUAAUCCCAGAACCGCUACUGUCAUGAUAUUCGACGAUGAUCAUGGCGGGAUAUUUGCGAUAGAAAAUGAUUUAUAUAAAGUUAACGAAGAUUGUGGAGCCGUAAAUGUGAAAGUGCUCAGAAAGGCUGGUUCGCGUGGUAAGGUUUACUUGCCUUACCAAACUGUGGAUGGAACGGCAAGAGGGGAAGACAGCGGUUCGACGCUAGGAAAGGAGUGGCAAGGACAUCAUUUUAUGACUGAUGAUAACAAAAAUAAGCAAAAAAACCCCUUAAAAUCGUCGCUACCAUCUAUAGAGUUGAACACGGUCAUCGCAGAUGAUCAUAAAAUAUCUCAAACUUCCCAAAAUACCCAGAAAAGCAGCAACAUCAUAAUGGAAGAUGGGGAAGAUGGCUCUGGAAAUCCUAAAGACUUCGAAAGGACUAAAGGUUAUCUUGUCUUCGAAGACGAGCAAAUCGAGGGUUACAUAUUAAUACGUAUAAUCGAUACUGAACAAUACGAAAAAAAUGUAUCGUUUGAACUCAAGUUAGGACAACCAAUAUGGAUAAAAAAUUCAGAUGAAGACUCAAUUAUUGACCCAAAUAGUCCCAUACCCAAAAGCCCCAGACCUUCGAUAUUUAACAACAAAGUUGACCCUUCCACAUUAGGAUCUCCCGUUCUUGGAGACAUUUCUUCUUGCACUAUAAACAUCAUCGAAAGCAAAGAUUUUAAACUCACAAUAGACAAACUUUUGAAAAAGACCAACAUCGCAUUUUUGGUUGGAACAUCGACUUGGAAGGAUCAAUUUAUAGAUGCUUUUACCAUUAAUCAACCCGAAGAAACAGAAAAUGGAGAGGAAAAAGAAGGUGUGGAAAAGGAAAAUGCUCCCUCUUGCUGGGAUUAUUGUCUACAUUACAUUACUCUGUUCUGGAAAAUUUUAUUCGCUUUCGUACCUCCUACUGAUUAUUGGGGUGGCUGGUGCUGCUUCAUAUUCGCUAUCAUAUGGAUAGGCAUAUUGACAGCUGUGAUUGGCGAUUUAGCCUCUUCAUUCGGAUGCACAAUAGGACUCAAAGAUAGUGUCACGGCUAUAUCGUUCGUCGCCUUAGGCACUAGUGUACCAGAUACUUUCGCUAGCAAGGUAGCUGCCAUGCAAGAUGAAUACGCCGAUGCCAGUAUUGGAAAUGUGACAGGAAGCAAUGCUGUCAAUGUUUUCUUAGGAAUAGGAUUGGCUUGGGCCUUAGCCGCUAUAUACCACGCUGCGAAAGGAACUCCAUUUUUGGUUGACCCCGGUUCUUUGGCCUUUUCCGUAACGAUAUAUUGUGUUUUAGCGGUGAUCGCUGUUGCAGUCUUAAUGGCAAAGCGCGCUAUAACGAAAGGCGAACUUGGUGGCCCUAUGAUGUGCAAAGUUAUUACAGCUUGUAUUUUCUUCAUUUUCUGGCUGAUUUAUCUGGUUUUGGCUAGUUUGGAGAGCUACUGUCACAUCAAGGGAUUUUGAAAUAUUUUUUAAAUAUUCUAAGAGAAAAAGAGAUGAAAUAUAGAAUUGUAAGAUUUUUUUAGUACAAACUUUUUUUGUAAAAUACUAUUUGAUUUAUUUUGAUACUCUACAUACAGUUGUAAUAAUAUUGAGAAUAUUCAUGUUGAAAAAGAAUAUUAAAUCGCUAUUUUAAUUAUUAAUUAUGUGGAAUAGUUAUUAAAACCCCCCAUAUCUUCUAUAUAAAUCAAUCUACAAAUUUACAAACACAGCCAAGACUUAUAUAAAAUACUA
Messenger RNA from Gordionus sp. m RMFG-2023, 3999 nucleotides. Its product is annotated as sodium/calcium exchanger 3-like. Gene Ontology annotation, molecular function: calcium:sodium antiporter activity. Bases 43 to 3729 code for a protein of 1228 amino acids. NCBI's taxonomy places the organism in Eukaryota, Metazoa, Nematomorpha, Gordioida, Chordodea, Parachordodidae. The record is from RefSeq and is a predicted model, not a curated record. The transcript is spliced from 12 exons. Gene Ontology annotation, biological process: cell communication; sodium ion transmembrane transport; calcium ion import across plasma membrane. Gene Ontology annotation, cellular component: sarcolemma; postsynapse; axon.